AUCCUUGGCCCAAGCCAGGCUCUUGGGGUCAUCGGGGCUGGGGAGGCACCGAGGAAUAUUCCUGGCAUGUGCUGACAGGGGAUUUCAUGCUCUGGCUGGGCUGGGAGGAGCCUGCUGGGCAGAGGCCUGGAACUGGAGGCUCUCGGGAGGGCACCUGGGGGAGGCAGCAUUGUGAAGACAACAGUGGCUGGGUCUCUGUCACUGAGGGUCUCUGCCACUGAUCACAUCAGCCUCAUCACUCUCCUGGGCUCCUGAGGCCUGCCGGACUCUGAGCAGCCGUCCUCCCUGAGGGACUGAGUGGUGAGAGGAGAGCAGGGGAGGGGGUGGCAGGAGAGAAGAGACUGAAGAGGAGGAAAAAGAGAGAGAGAGAGGGAGAGAGAGAGAGAGAGAGGGAGAGAGAGACUGGCGGACUGACUCCUGGGAAGAGAGGAAACCAGAGAAAGAGAAGGAGACAAAUGGACAAAGAGGGACAAUAAGCAAAGCAAGAGACAUAGAAGGACCCAGAGAAAGACAGAAACAGAGGCAGCAGGUAGGCAGUGGACACCACAGGAGCCACAGGCAGAGGACCUGGGAUGGCCCUGAGGACCCCUGGCAGGGUUCCCCUGCUCCUUCUGGGGCUGCUGACCACAGGCCUGGCCCGUUUGCCACUCCCUGCUUCCACCCCCCGAGGCUUCUGGGCUCUGCCUGAAAACUUGACGGUGGUCGAGGGGGCCACUGCUGAGCUGCGGUGCGGGGUCAGCGCCCCUGGCAGUGCGGUGCAAUGGGCCAAAGAUGGGCUACUCCUAGGCCCUGAUCCUAGGAUCCCCAGCUUUCCGAGGUACCGCCUAGAAGGGGACCCCGACAGAGGUGAAUUCCACCUGCACAUUGAAGCAUGUGACCUCAGCGACGAUGCAGAGUAUGAAUGUCAGGUCGGCCGCUCAGAGACAGGCCCCGAGCUCGUGUCCCCCAGAGUGAUCCUUACCAUCCUGGUGCCCCCCAAGGUGCUUCAGCUGACCCCUGAGGCAGGAAGCACAGUCACAUGGGUAGCUGGGCAGGAGUACGUGGUCAGCUGUGUGUCUGGGGAUGCAAAGCCAGCACCUGACAUCACCUUCAUCCAGAGUGGACAAACAAUUUCUGACAUCUCUGCUAAUGUGAAUGUGGGGUCCCAGGAGAAACUCUUCACCACAGAGGCCACAGCCAGGGUGACACCUCAGAGCUCAGAUAAUGGGAAGCUGCUGGUCUGUGAGGGGUCCAGCCCAGCAUUGGACACCCCUAUCCGGGUCUCAGUCACCAUGAAUGUUCUGUUCCCCCCAGGACCUCCUGUCAUUGAAUGGCCAGGCCUGGACGAGGGGCACGUGCGGGCAGGACAGAGCUUGGAGCUGCUGUGUGUGUCCCGAGGGGGAAAUCCGCCAGCCACACUGCAGUGGCUGAAGAAUGGCCAGCCCGUGUCCACAGCGUGGGGCACAGAGCAUGCUGAGGCAGUGGCCCGAAGCAUGCUAGUGAUGAUUGUGCGACCAGAAGACCACGGGGCGAGGCUCAGCUGUGAGGCCCACAACAGCGUAUCGACGGGAAUCCAGGAACGUGGGGUCACCCUGCAGGUCACCUUCCCCCCCAGUGCCAUUACCAUCCUGGGAUCUGCGUCCCAGUCUGAGAACAAGAACGUUACACUCUCCUGCAUCACCAAGUCCAGUCGCCCACGGGUCCUGUUGCGAUGGUGGCUGGGUUGGCGGCAGCUGCUGCCCACAGAAGACAUGGUCAUGGAUGGCCUGCAUGGUGGCCACAUCUCCAUGUCCAACUUGACGUUCUUGGUGCGACGGGAGGACAAUGGUCUGACCCUCACGUGUGAAGCCUUUAGUGAGGCCUUCACCAAGGAGACCUUCAAGAAGUCACUUAUCCUGAAUGUGAAAUAUCCUGCCCAGAAGUUGUGGAUAGAGGGCCCCCCAGAGGGACAGCGCCUCCGGGCUGGGACUCGGGUGAGGCUGGUGUGUUUGGCCAUUGGAGGCAACCCAGACCCAUCUCUUACCUGGUUCAAGGACUCCCGUGCGGUGACCGAACCGCGGCCGCCCCAGGAGCCGCGGCGGGUGCAGCUGGGAAGUCUGGAGAAGUCGGGGAGCACCUUCUCCCGCGAGCUUGUACUGAUCACGGGUCCGUCGGACAACCAGGCCAAGUUCACGUGCAAGGCGGGUCAGCUCAGCGCAUCCACGCAGCUUGUGGUGCAGUUUCCCCCAACAAACGUGACGAUCCUGGCCAAUGCGUCGGCUCUGCGCCCAGGGGAUGCCUUAAACUUGACUUGCGUCAGCGUUAGCAGUAACCCUCCUGUCAAUUUGUCAUGGGACAAGGAGGGGGAGAGGCUGGAAAGUGUGGCCAUACCACCCCGUAGUGCCCCAUUCAAAGGAUCUGCAGCAGCCAGGAGUGUCCUUCUGAGAAUGUCAUCCCGUGACCACGGCCACCGAGUGACCUGCCGAGCGCACAGCACUGAGCUGCGGGAAACCAUGAGCGCCUUCUACCGCCUCAAUGUGCUGUACCCUCCAGAGUUCCUGGGGGAGCAGGUGCUUGUGGUGACCGCGGUGGAGCAGGGUGAGGCACUGCUGCCUGUGUCUGUGUCUGCCAACCCUGCCCCGGAGGCCUUCAACUGGACCUUCCGGGGCUACCGCCUCAGCCCAGCUGGUGGCCCUCGGCAUCGCAUCCUGUCCGGUGGAGCUCUGCAGCUAUGGAACGUGACCCGUGCUGACGAUGGCCUUUAUCAGCUGCAUUGCCAGAACUCAGAGGGCACCGCCGAAGCGCUAGUGCGGCUGGAUGUACACUAUGCCCCCACUAUACGAGUUCUCCAGGACCCUACUGAAGUGAAUAUUGGGGGUUCUGUGGAUAUAGUCUGCACCGUUGAUGCCAAUCCCAUCCUUCCAGGGAUGUUCAACUGGGAGAGGCUGGGAGGAGAGGAAGAGGACCACAGCCUGGAUGACAUGGAGAAGAUGUCAAAGGGAUCCACAGGACGUCUUCGAAUUCACCAUGCCAAACUGGACCAGGCUGGUGCUUACCAGUGCAUCGUGGACAAUGGAGUAGCACCUCCAGCCCGAGGGCUGGUCCGACUUGUUGUCAGAUUUGCCCCCCAGGUGGAGCACCCCACUCCCCUAACUAAGGUGGCGGCAGCUGGAGAUAGCACCAGUUCUGCCACCCUCCACUGUCGUGCCCGAGGUGUCCCUAACAUCGUCUUCACUUGGACCAAAAAUGGAGUCGCUCUGGAUCUCCAGGAUCCCAGAUACACGGAACACACAUACCACCAGGGUAUGGUCCACAGCAGUCUCCUGACUAUUGCCAAUGUGUCUGCGGCCCAGGAUUAUGCCCUGUUCACGUGCACAGCCACCAACCCCCUUGGCUCAGACCGCACCAACAUUCAACUCGUCAGCAUCAGCCGCCCAGAUCCCCCAACAGGAUUAAAGGUCAUGAGCAUGACCCCAUACUCAAUGGGGUUGGAAUGGAAGCCUGGCUUUGAUGGGGGUUUGCCACAGAGGUUCCAAAUCAGGUAUGAGGCUCUGGGGACUCCAGGGUUCCUCUACAUGGAUGUCCUACCACCUCAGGCCACCACCUUUACACUGACUGGGCUGCAGCCCUCUACACGAUACAGGGUCUGGCUGCUGGCCAGCAAUGCCCUGGGGGACAGCGGACUAAUGGACAAGGGGUCCCAGAUCUCUGUCACCACCCCAGGUCUAGACCAGCCUUCUGGAGAACCUGACUAUCAACUGCCCACAGAGCAGCCUACAAGACCCUCGGGGCUGCCCCUGAUGCCUGUGCUGUUUGCUGCUGGGGGUCUUUUGCUGCUUUCUAACAUCUCCUGUGUUGGGGGAUUCCUCUGGCAGCGGAGACUGAGGCGUCUUGCUGAAGGCAUCUCAGAAAAGACAGAGGCAGGAUCGGAGGAAGACCGAGUCAGGAAUGAAUAUGAGGACAGCCAGUGGACUGGAGGCCAGGAUACUCAAAGCUCCAUGGUUAGCACAACAGAUGUAGAGCCAUAUUACCACUCCAUGAAGGACUUCAGCCCCCAGCUACCACCAACACUGGAGGAGGUGUCUUAUCCCCGAGGUCUCACACAUCUUGAGGAGGAUAUGGCUUUUCCUGGACACCUGUAUGAUGAAGUGGAAAGACUGAAUGACCCAUCUGGGGCCUGGGGACCCCUGUAUGAUGAAGUACCAAUGCAAUCAGAGGGCCUCUGUGAUCCCUGCUGGCCUGAGGAGACAUAUGAAGAUACAAGAGGAAUCUAUGAUCAGGUGGCAGGAGACUUUGACCCGAUGGAAACUGAUUCUCUACCUUUUGAGCUGAGGGGACAUCUGGUGUGAGAGCCUUCUCAACACCCUUCUCCUACACCUGCAGGACAUAAUAUACAAAUGGUCCUUUUUAUUCCAAUAUGGGCUGAGCUUAUUAAGUGAGCUCCAUAAGACACAAAGGGACUGGACUAUUUUGGGGAAAGGUGUGUGUAAGUGACAGGAGAUGAUUCAAGCUGGUGCCAAAAAGGCUUGUAUAAAUAAAGUUCCUCCUGGAGCCAGCUUUGGAAACUAAACUUCUCCAAAGGGGAACAGUAAAUUACAAAAGACAUCUCAAUAAUGAAAAAGCUAUUCCAGGGUCUUUAUACUUUUUCAAGUAAAAUUUUCAGAAGUUGGAAAUGACAUAUUAAAAAUAGUUCAUUUUGAAGUCAGCUACACCCAAAAUAGCUAAUAAUAAGUGGAAUUUAUGGACUAUUGUUAUGUCCUACAAUAUUAUUUUCCACAAGUAUCUAAAACAUGAUGUAUAGACUAUGACACACAGGUAAACAUAAAUAGACUCUAUAGAAAAUAAAAAGACGAUAAAAGAAGAUAGACACAAAAUAAUAUAUGUUAUAUGAUUUCACUUACAGAAAUUCUAAAACAGGCAAAGCUAAUUUAAGGUGAGAGAACAGAUCAGUGCUUUCCUGGAGCCCGAGAAGGGAAUUGACUGCAAAAGGGCACAGGGGAACUUCUAGGGGAUUAUGGAAAUGUUCUAUAUCAUUAUUGUGGUGGUGGUGGUUACAUGCAUAUAUAGAUUUGUCAAAACUCAUUGAACUGUACACUUAUGAUGGGUGCAUUUUAUGGUACAUAAAUGAUAUCUCAAUGAAGGUGAUUUGUAAAACAGUCUUCACAAUAAAGCAGCCCAGCAAGAGAA
This is a messenger RNA of Felis catus (domestic cat), 5145 nucleotides long. RefSeq names its product NPHS1 adhesion molecule, nephrin (gene NPHS1). Lineage: Eukaryota; Metazoa; Chordata; Mammalia; Carnivora; Felidae. Gene Ontology annotation, biological process: cell-cell adhesion. Gene Ontology annotation, molecular function: cell adhesion molecule binding. Gene Ontology annotation, cellular component: cell-cell junction. The coding region runs from base 573 to 4307 and encodes 1244 amino acids. The record is from RefSeq and is a predicted model, not a curated record. The transcript is spliced from 30 exons.